AGUCACACUGAGACUCUUGAGUCACUAGUUUCAUAUCAACUUUGUAAAUAAAAAUAUAUUAUAAUAUAUUAACACGUGCUACAAUAAUACCACGUGGUUAAAUUAAUUUAAUUAAUACGUGUGAUAAUUAAUUUGUGAUAUAAAAUAUUUAAAAAUAAUUUAUUUAAUUUUUAUUUUAAUUAUUCAUCAAAGUGAAACUCAAAAUUUUUUUAAAUCUGGAGGACAGUAAGAUCGGCAUCCUGGAGCCCACAUGUCAAAAACGACGGAAAUGUGAGGCUGAUGGAAAAGAAUUAAAAACCGAAUUAUCGGUUCAACGCAAUAUGUUUCCCAGUGCUCAAAUAAAAAUGAGAUUGCUGUCACCAAGCAGUUCUCCAGCAACAUCACCAACAAUGUCAAAUUCAUCAUCACCAACGCCUCAAGCACCGGCGCCAGUAUACAAUCAAAAAAUGACCGGUAUACCUUGUGUUGCCGCUGCAUCACGUUACACAGCUCCAGUUCAUAUUGAUGUUGGUGGUACAAUUUACACAUCAUCACUGGAAACACUCACAAAAUAUCCAGAAUCAAGACUGGCUAAAUUAUUUAAUGGAAGUAUUCCAAUCAUGUUGGACUCAUUGAAACAACAUUAUUUUAUUGAUCGAGAUGGUGAAAUGUUUCGUCAUAUAUUAAAUUUUAUGAGAAAUUCAAGAUUACUUAUACCAGAUAAUUUUUCUGAUUUGGAUUUACUACUGGAAGAAGCAAGAUAUUUUGAUAUUGCACCAAUGUGCAGACAACUUGAACAAUUAAAAAAAGAACGUGUAAAAAAUGGUACAACAACAAUAUCACCACCGAGUCCACCAAGUCAAGGUAGCCACCGUCCACCAACAUGUCGUGAUAAUGAUAAAAAAUUAACAGACGCAUAUGAGUGUGUUGCUCUACAUGUUAGUCCAGAUCUUGGUGAACGUGUCAUGUUAUCAGGUGGUCGUACAUUACUAGAUGAAGUAUUUCCAGAAACAACACAAGCUGUUAUUGAUGCACGUUCUGGUGUAUCAUGGCAUCAACAAGAUACUCGUCAUGUUAUAAGAUUUCCAUUAAAUGGUUAUUGUAAAUUAAAUUCAGUACAAGCAAUAACACGAUUAUUAAAUGCUGGUUUUAAUGUUGUUGCAAGUAAUGGUGGUGGUGUUGAAGGACAACAAUUUUCUGAAUAUUUAUUUGUACGUCAAGGUAACAAUAAUACCUGACAACAAUCAAUAGUCAAAAUUAAUUAAGCAACUAUAAAUAAUCUAUUACUAAUUUACCUAAAAUUACCUAAAACAAAUUAAUUAAAAUAUAUAUGUAUAUCUAUUGUAAUUUAUAAAAAAACAAAUUAAUUAAUGUAAAUACGAGUUUGAUGAAAAAAAUAUAUAUAUUUUUUUCUUUUUAUUCAAUGUUUUUAAAUAUAUAUAUAUUAUUAUUAAUUAUCAAAUGUACUUUGGGAAAAGUUUUACGAGUUGUAAAUGAAAAAAAUAAAAAAUAAUUUUAAAUUAUUAUUUUAAUUAAUUUGAGU
This is a messenger RNA of Aphidius gifuensis, 1522 nucleotides long. It is a transcript of the gene twz, whose product is annotated as BTB/POZ domain-containing protein kctd15. Gene Ontology annotation, molecular function: protein binding. Lineage: Eukaryota; Metazoa; Arthropoda; Insecta; Hymenoptera; Braconidae. The transcript is spliced from 5 exons. Gene Ontology annotation, biological process: protein homooligomerization. The record is from RefSeq and is a predicted model, not a curated record. The coding region runs from base 321 to 1217 and encodes 298 amino acids.